Messenger RNA from Bombyx mandarina (wild silkworm), 615 nucleotides. RefSeq names its product ribonuclease P protein subunit Rpp21 (gene Rpp21). Gene Ontology annotation, biological process: tRNA 5'-leader removal. Gene Ontology annotation, cellular component: nucleolar ribonuclease P complex. The record is from RefSeq and is a predicted model, not a curated record. Lineage: Eukaryota; Metazoa; Arthropoda; Insecta; Lepidoptera; Bombycidae.
UGUUAGUGCAAUCAGCUGAGUCGUUCUAGGAUUCGAUGAUCAAUUUUAUUUAGUUUUAAUAAACCAAAAAGUGUAAAAAAUUGAUUGAAAAUUCCAACGAACAAGUUGAAAUCAAAGAUUAAGUAAUAAUUUUUUCUUAAAUUUUCAUCAAAUCCACGGAUAAAAUCAUAUGGUAAUAAGAACAGAAAACAACAAUUAUAUUACUUUUAAAAUAAAAUAAAAUGCGACAAAAAAUACAGGGAAACGAUGCUUUUCAACGAAUCAAUUAUUUAUAUCAAAAUUGUUUUUUUUUAGAUAAGUAAAGCGAUGGCUUCCAAGAACACAAUACUAUCUUCAUAUUACGGGAAUCUUGUAGUAAAUAUAGCCAAAAAGAAUGUCCUCAAAAUACACCCAGAGGUAAAAAGGCAAAUAUGCAAAAAGUGUAGAAGCAUCCUCAUAGAAAAUGUAUCGACUAAUAUGAAAAUAAGAAAUCACAAUAAAUCAAAGAGAAUAGAAUGGAAAUGUAACAUCUGUGGCGAGAGAAAAGGUUUGCCAGCUGAAAAAAAUAAAGAUCACAGAGUGUGGGUUGAAAAAGAAGAAGCCGUUGUUGAAAUAAUUAAAUGAUAUGUGAAACCA